Messenger RNA from Fusarium redolens, 1279 nucleotides. RefSeq lists its product as uncharacterized. The record is from RefSeq and is a predicted model, not a curated record. The transcript is spliced from 3 exons. Bases 245 to 1171 code for a protein of 308 amino acids. NCBI's taxonomy places the organism in Eukaryota, Fungi, Ascomycota, Sordariomycetes, Hypocreales, Nectriaceae.
CCCCUUUUCCCCUUUUCUAUCUGCCCCCCACUCGACCCACUAGCAAUGCAUUGGAAAUGCUGAUUUAUCAGCGAAAAGGCUCAGGUUCCAUGUCGCCAUUUAAGUAGUUCCAAAAGUCUUAGCAUUGCCUUGGGCUUUUUAACCUCAUCACUCCCCAACACCGAAAAUUAUCUUCCUCCUCAUCGGUUAUCUGUUGUUUCAUUCUCUUAUCCUUACGUCCUGAGGUUUGCUUUAACAACUCAUCAUGACUGUUGUUGGUGUUGCCGGUCUCACAGCUAAAUUUGCACAGUGUGUGGUCAAGGCACUACAGGAAUAUCCGGAUGUGACCAUCAAAGGUUUCUGCAGGAGCCCAAAGAAACUUCCACAGGCAGCCCUUGACAGUUACAACAUUGAUAUAGUUCAGGGUGAAUAUGAUGACGAGGACGCCGCUCAAGCCUUGGCUCGCGGUUGCGAUAUUCUCAUCUGCUGCUAUUACGGCGACACCGAUGUCAUGACUCGAGGCCAGAAAAUCCUGAUUGACGCGUGCAUCAAGGAAGGUGUUCCGCGAUACGUACCCAGCGAUUUUGCCGUCGACUACACCAAAAUCCCGGACGGCGAGCUAUUUCCAAAAGAGUCGGCCAAGAUCAUCAAGAAAUACUUGGUAGAGAAGAAGGUUAUGGGAGUUCAUGUUCUGGUUGGGGCCUUGAUGGAGACCUUCUGGAGCCCGUUCUUCCACAUAUUUGAUAGCAGCAAUGAAACAAUUAGCUACUGGGGCACGGGCAACGAGAAAUGGGAGCUGACGACGUAUGAGACCGCCGCGGCCUAUACCGCAGCUCUGAUAGUCGAUAAAAACGCCUCCGGUAUCUUUCGCUUCCGGGGGGAUUGCAAGAGCGCCGUGGAAAUCAAGGCAAACUACGAGAAAGUUUACCAAAGCCCCCUGCAUCUAAAGCGUCUUGGAUCCCUUGACGAGCUCUACAGCACCGUUAGAAGUCAGUUCGAGAAGGAUCCGAACGACGUAAUGACUUGGGCUCCUGGAUGCUUUGCGUAUUGGUGCACUAACGGAAUUGCAACCCUUGGGGAUAACCUUGACAGCCAGAAAUACCCUACCGUCGCCACAACCAAUCUCGAGGGUUUUUUCAGGAGUCACAAGAAAGAGGAUAUUCCUACGGCGGAUCAGCGCCUUGGGUUCUAGAUCACUACCCUUGACGUGUUAGUGGACAGUCCAGGUAUCAAAGAAGUGGGGAACUGUCGGCGUUCUCUCGUUAACUGGCCGGCACAACAGCCAGGUGGUGCCUUCAAU